Molecule: messenger RNA, 357 nt
Organism: Dibothriocephalus latus
Lineage: Eukaryota; Metazoa; Platyhelminthes; Cestoda; Diphyllobothriidea; Diphyllobothriidae
Source: the annotation of a GenBank genome assembly
UUGACAGCGAACAAAAAUUCGGUAGCCAACGCCCUUGAUGGACCUCUUAACAGUUUCACGGAUGCCCUCCUUGGUUCCGUCAAUGCAACCGGGAAUGAGGCCUUCGCCAAUCUGACCCAAAGCCUCCUGCCCUGUGGCGAGCUGCACUACGCUGUCAAGUCAGUGAUGUUCAUGAGUUGCGGACCCUCGGGCCUGGCUCCCCGCAUCUUUGCCUGGGGUCUUUUCCUCUCCCUCUGCCUCUUCUUCACCUUCUUCAGCCUUCUGAGUUUGUGUCUGUUAUGGCGCGUGCAAAACCACCAGUUGAAGCGAUUCGGUGGCUCUGAAUACUCAGAUGAGGACGACUAUGAGUCAGAUUAG